CUACACAAUGUCUAUUGGCUCUCAUUAUUAUCUUUUUUAUUAGUGAAGAUCAUGUAUUGCAUGUAGUCAGCCCAACAAUUUAGUCGUACUAUACCAAUAUGUUAAUGUUCAUUGACUGUCAAAACAAUAAAUUUCUAAAGAAAUGAAUAAUGAUAAUAACAUAAAAUUUGUAUAGCAUGACUAAAUCGUCAGGCUGCCUACGCCGCUGCCAAUUUGAUUAAACUCGCAGAUAUGAAACAUUCCAACUUAUAUUUCUAUAUCGCCGAAGUUUGCAAAGGAAUAGUUUAGACUCGGGUUAAGUCCUCUUACUAGAUUGCUUGCCUAUAUAUAGUCUCGUAUAUAGUUUAGGUCAACAAAUUUCCGUAUGCAGGCCCUCGACAUAAUGAGGUGAAUUUAAUAAAAUAACAUUCAAGCGCGUUUGUAAUCGCUGUUAUCGCUUAAAUCAACAGUUUAUUGACAAAUAUUGUCAUGAUGCUUUUGCAAAUCAACGAAGCACAACCGAGGCUAAUACGUGUGUUAAUCAUUUCUUAUUAAAUUUUACAUUUAUUGACCCUUUGGAUGGGAUUCCUGAAAAGCCACAAGUUAUGAUAAACCUUGCUGCAUCGUAGCUUCCGUAGUAUCGCGUGCAGGAAAGACUCGGAGAGCAUUCCUAGUAUAACUAUCACUGUCUCACAUCCUCUGUGGCAAUUAUAACGAAAACACGCACGAUGAUAACGAAAGAACAACAAGACAGUAAUAAUGCAAUCUCCGAGUACGACUGGCAUAUACCUGUCGCGUGUGUAUUAAAUUUCGGGUUGUUUAAUUUUCUAAAGUGUUUCGUGACGUGUUUGACCUUACAGCCGCAAGAAGGAGGAGAAUUCAUCAAAAACUAAUAUUGUUCAACGCUGCGCUGUCGAUGACGAAAUGUGCUCGAGCUCAUUUUAAUAUUGUUUCCCUUUGGGGUCUGGUUCCGGAUCAGCGUGCAUAUAUAGCCAGUGUCUUAUUUCCGUCUCACACACACACAAGCAGCGCCAACGUAAUUGCUGACAAAUCAGACGGUAGUCAGGAGUAUUGUUGUGGUACCAGUUACUAGCAGAUUCAUACCACCAGUUUAAAGAUAUAAAAUAUACAAGUUGGACGCUAAAUUUUGUCAACACGUUGGUCUUUGGUUCCGGCUUCGGGAUCUAAAUGCCGAGAUCCUGGCUUCAUCGCCAAACUCGCUGUCGUAAUAAGAUGCCAACAGAGUUAACUAUACUUCGUGGUAAAAAUCCGUCGAACGAACACCCAAACUUUAUCUCAGGCGAGAGUUCUCACGUCGCAGCCCAUUGUAAAGGACGGCUGGUCUCACAAAAUGGACGAAUCAAGGUGGCAAAUUCAAACGUGCCCGGGAAACACGAGCGAUACAUUGACGACUUAUUCACGACUAUUCUAGAUAUGCCCUUUAGAUGGAUACUUGGUAUUUAUUCGAUGGUGUACCUGGCUAGUUGGUUAGGGUUUGGCACAAUUUGGUUUAUUAUACACCGCGUACGUGAAUCAAAAGGCUACGACGAGUACUAUUGUGUCGAGAAAGUUGAUAGUUGGACGUCGGCGUUUCUCUUCUCCAUUGAAACUCAAACAACAAUAGGUUACGGCGGCAGACAGGUGACACCAAACUGUCCGGAAGGUGUGGUACUUCUUUUAAUUCAGACUUUAGUUGGCUCAUUUAUAGCCGCGACUUUACUGGGGAUCGUGUUCGCCAAAGCAUCGAGGCCUAAAAAACGCUCACGAACUGUGCUAUUUUCUGAGAAAGCCGUGAUAGGAAUGAGGGACGAUAAUCUCUGCCUCAUGUUUCGAGUCGCUGACCUCAGGGCAUCGCAAUUACUGGAAUGUCACAUACAAGUGGAAAUGUUUUAUACACGUCAGACAAACGAGGGAGAGUUGCCGUAUUUCCACGAAAAAUUGAGCAUCGGUAAUGGAUUUGAGUCUGAAGGUGAAGGCGAAGAGAUAUAUUAUACCUUUAUGAUAAUACCAAACACAAUUGCACACGUUAUUAACAAAGAUAGUCCGCUUUACUCCAUGAGUAGUUUGGAUAUGCUUAAAGCGAAUGUUGAAUUGGUCGUGUUUUUGGAAGGGGUCAUCGAAAGUACAGGCUUGACGAUGCAAGCUAGAACGUCUUACACAGCAAAUGAAAUUGUCUGGGGAUGUAAUUUCGUUCCAAUGCCUCGCCAUGAUGAUUUGUUUUUCAAAGGGGAACUCGAGGUCGAUUUUUGCCAUUUUAAUAAAUUUCAGCCGGUUAGUAAAAUGCCUGUGUGUUCCGCGAGGGAUCAUGAACUCGGGAAGACGAGACGAAAAGGGGAAGAGAGUGCUAGCGAUGAGAUAGAAGAGGUGAGUAAUGGUCACGGCGGUGCAAAUGGGGUGAAUAAGGAGAAGAAUGCUUUACCUGGGGUGAAGAAUGAACAGAAGAACGGACAGGAGAAGGAAGUUGUGUCUAUGUCAAGGUCUAAAGACGGAUGCGAGGUGUUUCAAAAUGGAUUGGUGACUACAAGUUUAUCGGAUAUAAAAGUUGCAUCAUUGGGCAAAUUGCGAGAAAUUGAAGACGAUCAGCCUGAGUAGGAACGGAGAACCAGCGGUGUGUCGUUUGUCCUUUUUGUUAACCUCAGCUAAGAGAGUCUGAGACUUGUCAAUACUAACAUUAAUCUGUUGCUAAUUAAAAUAAGUUGCUGCAGAUUUUUGCAACUCUAAAAGAUAUAAAUCAAAAUGAAUUUCAUUCACUCAAUUUACAAAUCAUCCCAUCGUAUUCACUCGCGCUGUUGCCUAUAAAGGGUCUAACUCUUUGCAACCUAUAUCAUUGCUUAACAUUAAUUUCAUCCUAUAAUAUAUUUCAAGCCAAAAUAUAACAUAUAAUCAUCCCCAAAUACAACGAUGAUAUAGUAUUUAUUGUAGCCAAAACCACACUCAACCAUCGUUUUGUUUAUACGCUUUGCCUUGUCUAAAAUUAAUCAUAUAAUGUAUAACAGUAAUACCAAUCUAAUCCUUGCUUGCAAUCUCUUGUAUACAAAUGCUAUUCGUAUUUAUUUAAUUUAAUCGACCCAAAUUUUAUAUUGUUAAAAUCAAGGGAGUUUGCGGGGGGGUGGGGGGUGUCCUUUUGUAAUGCGGUAUAUAUAUGUAAUAUUUCUCAAAUGAUUGUGAACUUAAUUUUGUAAUAUCACUGCCAAUUCAGCUGAAAAU
This is a messenger RNA of Dendronephthya gigantea, 3186 nucleotides long. RefSeq names its product inward rectifier potassium channel 2-like. NCBI's taxonomy places the organism in Eukaryota, Metazoa, Cnidaria, Anthozoa, Malacalcyonacea, Nephtheidae. Gene Ontology annotation, biological process: regulation of monoatomic ion transmembrane transport; potassium ion import across plasma membrane. Bases 1168 to 2571 code for a protein of 467 amino acids. Gene Ontology annotation, molecular function: inward rectifier potassium channel activity. The record is from RefSeq and is a predicted model, not a curated record. The transcript is spliced from 2 exons. Gene Ontology annotation, cellular component: plasma membrane.